Messenger RNA from Diaporthe citri, 2286 nucleotides. RefSeq lists its product as uncharacterized. Lineage: Eukaryota; Fungi; Ascomycota; Sordariomycetes; Diaporthales; Diaporthaceae. Gene Ontology annotation, biological process: nucleobase-containing compound metabolic process. The transcript has a single exon. The record is from RefSeq and is a predicted model, not a curated record. Gene Ontology annotation, cellular component: nucleus; cytoplasm. The coding region runs from base 1 to 2286 and encodes 761 amino acids. Gene Ontology annotation, molecular function: 3'-5' exonuclease activity; nucleotide binding; nucleic acid binding.
AUGGGUGACUCCAAGUGCGACAGGGCAACAUGGCCGCUCUCGUUCCAGAUGAGCUCGACCGGCCACAGGUUCUGGAGCCACACGCUGUACCGCGGCCUGCAGGACCAACCAGUGAGGGUCUUGUACAGCAGGACCAAAUUGGAAUCUGAAGAGUGUGCCCAUGAGUUCCUCGGCGAGAAGGUCAUCGGGUUUGAUAUGGAGUGGCCCCGGGAGGCAAACACCACUGCCGACUCCCGUUUGCAGCAGAGAAUCGGUCUCAUCCAAAUCGCCUGUGAGGACAAGAUUGCCCUGUUCCACAUCGGCAUGCACUCAGGCAGCACUGCAAAGGACCUGUUGGCACCCGCACUGCGGAGCAUUAUCGAGGACCCUACCAUCGCGAAGUGUGGAGUCGCCGUUCUCAACGCCGACUUUGCUCGACUACGGCAAUGGUUCGGCCUCAACCCACGCGGUGCAUUCGAGCUGAGCCACCUGCACAACCUCGUUUCGUUCGGUGCCUCCAACCCCGCUGAGUGCACAACGAAGUUGAGAAAUCUAAGCGCGCAGGUCGAGCAGCAUCUGGGCCUACCCCUCCACAAGGGCAACGUGAGGACCGGCAACUGGAGCCAGCCACUCAACAACGACCAAGUCAGUUACGCUGCUGCAGAUGCCUACGCUGGCUUCAUGUUAUUCCACUGUAUGAACGCAAAGAGAAUGGACAUGGUCCCCACUCCUCCACUGCCAGUCUACGCUGAGACGUAUGGUGACGCCGUGCAGGGCAUGCCGCCCAAACGGCCGCUUCAACUGGCACCGGUACAUGGGAAUGCGAGGCCUACCAGCGUUCUAGAUUUAUACAAAGCGCCAGGAGAGGGCGUUGAGGACCACUCGGAAGCAUUGUUGCCCCCAGAAGGCGCCAGUGGAUACGUCAGGAUCGGCCGGCGUGGGAAGCACGUCCUCUUUGCCGAAACUUCAGAAGUUGGUGCGGAUGUGGUCCAACAACUGCGAGAUCAGCAUGCCGCCGAGCAGCAGCUACGGGAAGGCGCACCGGGUGAUGUGUCACCCUCGGUGAUGGCAGGAGCGAAGCCAACGUCUACGAAGGUCAAAACAGCCGCUUCGACCAAAGCACCCUGCUUUCUUGACGAGACCAGGACAGAAUUGCUGUUUCAAGAACUCAGGAAACAUCGCAGGGACUUGGCAAAAGAGCGCAAAUGCGCGCCCUUCAUUAUCGCCCACGAUACUCAUCUUCACGCCAUCUCUCGGAAAUGCCCCCGCAGUGACGUUGAACUACUGCGCAUCCAUGGCAUCGGCAACAAGAAAUUCGCCGAUUGCGGCCCAGCUUGGCUAGCGAUCGUAAAAGACUUGGUCGAAAAGUCAAGUGCUGAUGACGCGAAGCAGGCACAAGAGGACCGUCCGCAGCUUCCUUUGCCUGUGCCCACAGCCUCGCAAGCAAGAGCGCCGCCUGCUUCGAAUGUCCAACUUGACCAAACCGUCCGAUCAACACCUACCUUGCAUACGGGGGUAUCCUUCAGUAUGCAGAAUGCGAGUCUGGGGCGCGAAAAGGACGGCGAGGUCGGUAAGAACGACCUUGAUGACCAGGACGCAUCAGACGAAAGCUCAGCGUUUGGAAGACCCCUGAGGGAGCCGUCCCCAUCUGUUCUCAAGCGCAAGCGAGAGGAGUUGGAAGCGGAGCAGAAGCCAGACCCAGAACGGCAAGGACGGCUGCAGAGGACAUACUGGGUACCGCCAGAGAGUAGAGAGCAGCCGCGUCAACCAUCGCCGGCAGUCCCGACCAUGCGGCCCCCUCGGAUUCUGGCAACACCAGGUCAACAUGACACGGAACCCGAAGCUGUACUGAAGAAGACUCCACGCAUCAUCUACGAGUGUAUGUCCGCAGCCCAAGAGAGCAACAAAGCCGCAACCCCGACCUCGGCGAGCACACUCCCACCAGCCACACAGAACAAGAUUCAUCCACCACCACUCCAUUCAACUACAAAGCCCGAGUUUGACUUGCAACCUGUAGCCAAACAGUCGGAACCCAGCCAAGUCCAGGACAAGAUACUCCGCAAUAAAAUCAUUGCCUUCAACAAGCUUGUGACGAUUACCGUGCAACUACCAGCGAACACGAUAGACCACCUGGUCAACAAACUACCGAGGACAACGGAGGAAUUGUUGCAAGUCCCGGGUAUCAUGCCCUUCGCGAACGCAUGUUCAAGGGCGAACCGUGACUUGCUUGGAUUCCUCGUCAAAUCUGCUCCCGCCACGAGACGACGCCAACCAGGCACAGAUAAGGCAUGCCGCGAUCCUCUAUAG